AUGAUCUCAUACUUGUACAUCGAAAACUACCGCGAGGAUAACCACAUCAUUCCCAUGGACAUCGAUGCAGAGCCCACAUCGAGUCAACCCAACAUCGGGCUCAACAAUGCCGACGUGUACAUUGUUGCAGACAAAUACGACAUUCAACCUCUGGAGGCUUUGGCAGCCACCAAAAUAACCAACUGGGCACAAAUCAAUGCCAAGUCUUUAGGAUUUUUUCGACAUGGCACGUCAUAUUCUGCACUCCGUGUCAAGUUCUCUGGCAACGACGAGGUCACGAAUCUCAUGCGUGAGUACGGCGUUUUUGGUCUUACUGUCCUUGAACUGGUCAACAAGUCUCACGUCUUCUCAAGCGAUGAACUCAAGGACAGCCAUGCCCGUGAGAAAUUUUACCUUCAAGUUCAUUUUAAUGGAUUCAAAGAGCAAAUUGAUACCUUGAAUGAGCGUGUCACCAAUCUCCAACGCGAAAAUGCUCAUUUACGGAUUCUCCUCGCAUGA
Penicillium subrubescens is the source of this 498-nucleotide messenger RNA. RefSeq lists its product as uncharacterized. NCBI's taxonomy places the organism in Eukaryota, Fungi, Ascomycota, Eurotiomycetes, Eurotiales, Aspergillaceae. The record is from RefSeq and is a predicted model, not a curated record. The coding region runs from base 1 to 498 and encodes 165 amino acids. The transcript is spliced from 2 exons.